This is a messenger RNA of Durusdinium trenchii, 1155 nucleotides long. Lineage: Eukaryota; Dinophyceae; Suessiales; Symbiodiniaceae. The record is from the annotation of a GenBank genome assembly.
AAUUGCUUCUCCAGUUUUGCGCGCAACCAGUUGGAGCCAUGGCUUCUCUGAGUGAGCUGGCCAAGCUAGAGAUGGCCAAUUUCAGGAUCAAUCCGCGGGAGAGCAUAAGUGGAGAGGUUCUAUCCUCCUUACCGGCGACCCCACGGAUCUUGUCCAGUGUCGUUGCCAACCGAUGGAAGGACAUCAAGCCCUCCAACAGCUCCAUGUACGAAACGGCGCUACAGCUGCCCAACAAGAGGCUACCAGCACUGGAACGGCUGGAGAGCGUGAAGGAGUCCCUGCGCAGGGAUGAGGCCCGGCAGUACACCGCGUACUCGGGAUCAUCUCUAAAGAACACGGUCCCAAUGCCCGGGUCACCACAGCACAAGAAGUUCUGCUGCGACAUGACGGGCUUGCCCACGUUGACCUUGUCUGGAAAGUCGCAAAAGGAUUCCAAGCACAGCGUCAAGACUCUGGAGAGGAUCUUUGAACGCUUGGCAGAGCCUCACGCCAUCUCGCACCGGAAGUUCCUGGCUUCAAUGUUCCAAGACCAGGAGCUGGCGAGUGUGGUGGAGAAGUUUACGGCAGGGUUGCACGUGCCCAAGACUGAUGAUGAGAACGCAUUUCAAGAAGCCAAGCGAAAGGCGAUUGUGAAGAAGAUCCUGGGUAUUUUGAAGGAAGUUGACAAGGACAGCAGCGGGAGCACAGAGUGGGACGAGUUCUUGGAGUUCUUCCGGAAAGCUGAGUGCUUGCUUGAGUAUCGCUCAGAGAAAGCUCGCAACCGCACUGCGCUGCAUGAAGAGGUCGAAGCAUUGCGGUCAAGGCAGCACGACGACCCACCUGAGGUGGAGAAGGAUAUAAGGCAGAAAGCCUCAAAUGUGGGGAGACGGGCGAGUUUCAGGCUGCAGAUGCCUUAGACAUCCGCAGACCUGGAGGCGUGAGAUUUGAUCCUCUCGCAGACAAGAGGAUGCCAUUGAUCCUGGCGAAACACGAUCAUUACAUGUCGGUAGCUGUUCGGAGGUUGCACGAAGAAAUGCAUCUCGUUUGCCGAGUGCAAAUGUCACACCUUUUCUACGCGAGGGCAACGCACCGCUCCUCAAUUCGUUCGAUGUACCAGUGGCGGAGAUCACGCCAUGCAAAUCCAACGUUCCAGGAGAUUCAAGGGAUUGAAAUUGG